This is a messenger RNA of Miscanthus lutarioriparius, 2214 nucleotides long. Lineage: Eukaryota; Viridiplantae; Streptophyta; Magnoliopsida; Poales; Poaceae. The record is from the annotation of a GenBank genome assembly.
AUGGCUGCGCUCGCCGACGUCGACUCCUCGGCACUUCCGCCGUCCGAGUCAUCCGAAGGCAAGACCAAGAUGGACGACGAGGCGGAGGCGGAGGGCGCGGAGAAGAUGUGCGGCAUCUGCUAUGUCGACGGCCGGCGGGCCAUCCGCGGCGAGCUGGACUGCUGCGCCCACUUCUUUUGCUUCGUCUGCAUCAUGGCCUGGGGCCGCGUCGAGUCCCGUUGCCCCUUCUGCAAGGCCCGCUUCCGCACCAUCCGCCGCCCGCCCGUCGCCGGCCGGUUCCCCGACGAACGAAUCGUUUCCGUCCCCGAGCGCAACCAGGAUGCCAUGAAUUCUCCGCGGGACAACUCAACACUGACGAGAUGGAAUGUGUUGGCUGUGCAGGUAUACAAUCCUCAGGGCAACGGGAGCAGCACAGUGGGCGGAGAUCCUUACGUGAACACCAUAUGCACCGUUUGCAGCAGCUCCAGCGAUGACGAGCUCCUGCUACUCUGCGAGCUCUGCGACUCAGCUGCGCACACUUACUGUGUCGGGCUGGGGACCACCGUGCCGGAGGGGGACUGGUUCUGCAAGGACUGCGGGACGAUCAGAGAUGAUCAGUUGAGAUGGCAGGCUGAGAAUCAGGGUGAAUUUGAGAUCGGCAUCAAUGUUCCUGAUGCUGAGCCAGUUCCAGACCCCUUGGUUUCUGGUGUUGUGGAUGAGGAGCAUGAUCUGGAAAGGACAGAUGCGCCGAGCGGUGGCGGUUCGAUGGGUGACCCGGUUCCUUCCGUUUAUGACAUUGUGGAUGAUGAUUUUGCUGCCAGUGCUGGGAUCUCUAGGAGGAGGACUCCUGAGGAUAAUCGACCCCAGGGUACUUCAGCUGGAUCUCAGUGUCCCAGAUCGACCCAGGGACGAGACAAUGGUCUUGCAGCCUAUCAUGCUCGCAUUCGCCUUGAACGCAUAAGGGAGCUGCGGGAGAACUGGGCUGCUCUGCGUGAUGGUUCUGUGGGGUUUGCUCCGCAUAUGCCUGGCAGAAGAAGGAAGGAUAUGGCUGGUUCUGCUUCUGUUGCUACCAAGCAUCAGCGUUAUGCAGAGCCUGUAACUCCCGGUUCUCGAAAUCGCGCCGCUGCAGCUUCUGUUCCGCUGCAAACGCCCUUCUCUGAGGAAACUAGUACCUCACUGGGCCAUAGUAAAAAAGUCUUGCACAAGGACACUCAUGAUGCCCGUAAGGCAUGGAAAAGGUUGGAGAAAGCAAAAUCUUCUGGUGGGAGGAAGAUAUCUAACACAGCUGCCUCCCUUAACUGCAGUUCCCCAUUUUCCAUGGGGAACAGAUCAACUUCGUACAGUCCGAUUGAUACAAUUGUGGGACACAAGAACCAGAGCCUGCCUAAUAAGUUUUGUCAACAAAGUUAUUCAAUCUGUGGUCACGGUACAAAAGUGGAACAUACGCCACCCGCGAAUAACCCUAGAGGAUGCCAUAGCUUGCCUGAGAACAGUCGUGCCUCGGUUCAUGAGAGGAUGGUUUCUUUUCAGAAUCGAAUAAAUCAGGAAAGCCUUAAUGACAAAGUUGCCUCGUCAGUCCACAAUCAGCAUGUUGAUCAAUCAUUAGUUUCUUCAUGUAGUAUACGCAGACCAGAAAAACUCAAAUCAGACAUGCCGCAUCCACUAAAGUACAGUUCAUCAUCUGGUCAGUCAGCUGUGACUUCAUCCCUACAGUUAGGACCUAGUGUUGGAUCUGGGAGCCAAUCCACUGUGACGGUGAACCCUGAGGAAUGUUCAGCUGUUUGUGAUGAAGGUAUUGCUGCGACCAUUGAAGUUAGGAAAAGUUCUAGUCCAGACCGUCAUGAGCACAAGAGAAAACACAGUUCAGAAAGAUGCCAUGAUCAAGGAUCCAAAAGGUCCAGGUCAACCUGUAAAAUUGCAAAAAGUGAGAUUUCUUCUUUGGCUAUUCGCGAGUUGAAACUACUCAAGAUAGACAAAACACAUGGUUCUGACAGAUUCAAGGAAGUUGCUCGGACAGCAACACAUUCCAUCUUGGCUGCCUGCAGAUUUGAGCAUUCGCCAUCGCAAUCCCUUGCACUCUCAAGACCUGUCUGCAAGCACAGCCCCAAAGUCAAACAACUGAACUCGUCAGCAAUUACUGAUUUUUGCAGAGAAUGCUUGCGUAACUUUGUUAAAGAAGCUGUCAGUUUGGCGUUGUCUGGCAGGCAGAUGGAUCAAACUGGUACCUCCUGUUAG